Messenger RNA from Lagenorhynchus albirostris (white-beaked dolphin), 4269 nucleotides. It is a transcript of the gene TMEM132E, whose product is annotated as transmembrane protein 132E. NCBI's taxonomy places the organism in Eukaryota, Metazoa, Chordata, Mammalia, Artiodactyla, Delphinidae. The coding region runs from base 1 to 4269 and encodes 1422 amino acids. The transcript has 11 exons. The record is from RefSeq and is a predicted model, not a curated record.
AUGCCCGGCUGCACCGAGACAUCGGGCAUCCGGGGGCAGGGCGGGGGCGGCGGGGAGGAGGAGACAUCGGAGACUCUGAACCCCGGAAAAGUUCAAGGGCGUUCAGAGGAAGGAAGCCGCGAUAUCCAUGUGGGGUUACUACCGAAACCGAAGAAACUGAGGUUUGCAUCGGAAAUCUGCACCCUCGAACGAGUUCGGAUUCGAGCGGGACCGCGGGGCUGUGGAAACCGACACUUGGCCCUAGGCAACCCGCGAGACGCCAGUGGCCACCCGGCCCCAGGAGCGCAAGUGCGGCUCCCCCCUAGCCGCACAGAUCCUGCAGGGGGCACCAGCCGGGAGGUGGAGGCUCCUCCCGCCUGGUGCUGCGACCCCACCAGUUCCGAGGGUGUAGCCGGCGGCGCCCGGGACGCCCCCUCCCCUCAAAGUGUCCCCGAAUUUCACUCCCUGGCCCCCAGAGCCUCAGCAGAGACAGCCGGGCGCCACGGCCACCAGAAGUUGGAUGUGACCAAGCCCAGCCUGGGGCCAAGUCGUCGUCGACCGUUGCCCCCUCGGCCCCUUCCCGCUCCUUCCUCGGCCAUGGCCCCAGGGAUGCCGGGCCGCGGCGGCGCCGCCCUGCUCUGCCUCUCGGCGCUGCUCGCCCACGGUGAGUAUCGCGGCGCGGACUCGGGAGUGAAGAUGCGGCGGGAGCCGCUGGAGGGGGCAGAGAGGAGCCUGGAGAAGGAGAACCUCCACCCCCGGGCUCGCAGCCGCUGUUGCCAGCUUAGCAUCUCGGGCGGCAGCUCGAGUUACCUCCAGCCCCCAAACCCUUUGGCGGGAGCGGAGGCUGCGAGGCCCGCCCUGUGGACCGAAUCCAGCCCCGGAAAAGGACGAGAGGGGGUAUCACUGCAACCUCCUCCUGCCCGGCAGCCGGCGGGGCUGAGGGCUGCUGGGACCGCGGUGAUCGUGUCUACCCCCACCCCUGGCGCGCAGGCCGGUGCGGGGUCGCGCCGCCCGCUGCCUCGCUUCCUGCGGCGGUCCUGGAGAAGGGAAGUGGACAGGGGCCCGGGGAUCGCCUGCCCGCCGUCCUCACAGCCUCUCCUGACCACUCUGGGGUCUUUCUUCUGUCUGUCCCCAGCCUCUGGCCGCUCCCACCCAGCCAGCCCCAGUCCUCCGGGGCCGCAGGCCAGCCCGGUGCUGCCGGUCAGCUACCGCCUGUCACACACGCGGCUGGCCUUCUUCCUGCGGGAGGUGCGGCGCACGCCUCCCACGGUCACCAACGGCUCCCUGCAGCGCUCCGAGCCCUUCGUGGUGUUCCAGACCAAGGAGCUGCCCGUCCUCAAUGUCUCCCUGGGACCCUUCAGCACCAGCCAGGUGGUGGCCCGGGAGCUCCUGCAGCCGUCCAGCACCCUGGACAUCCCCGAGCGCCUGACGGUCAGCUGGAAGGUGCGAGCCUUCAUCGUCCACCCCCGCGUGCCUGCCUCGCAGCCCGUGGCCCAGGUGCUGUUCUACGUGGCCGGCCGGGACUGGGAUGACUUCGGCGUCACCGAGCGGCUGCCUUGCGUACGCCUGCACGCCUUCCGGGAUGCCCGGGAGGUCAAGAGCUCCUGCCGCCUCAGCGGGGGUCUGGCCACCUGUCUCGUGCGCGCCGAGCUGCCCCUGGCUUGGUUCGGGCCCCCGGCCCCGGCUGCACCACCCACUGCCCGCCGCAAGUCUCCAGAUGGGCUGGAGCCCGAGGCGACAGGGGAGAGUCAGCAAGCCGAGCUCUACUACACUCUCCACGCCCCGGAUGCAUCGGGAGGCUGUGGAGGAACACGGCGGGGUGCCGGACCCGGGAGCGGGGCCCGGGCCGAGAGCCCGACCCAGCACCCCCUGCUGCGCAUCGGGAGCAUCAGCCUGUUCCGCCCGCCCCCGAGAAGGACCCUGCAGGAGCACAGGCUGGACAGCAACCUGAUGAUCCGCCUGCCUGACCGGCCCCUCAAGCCCGGGGAACUGCUCAGCAUCCUCCUCUACCUGGCCCCCAACUCCUCCUCUCCCUCCAGCCCCAGCCUGGAGCACUUCACUCUCAGGGUGAAGGCCAAGAAGGGCGUGACCCUUCUAGGAACCAAGUCACGGAGUGGCCAGUGGCACGUGACCUCCGAGCUGCUGACUGGGGCAAAGCAUUCAACAGCCACCGUGGAUGUGUCCUGGGCCCAGGGCACACCGCUGCCCCUCUGGGAGGACCAGGGGCCCCUGGAGAUCCUGCAGCUGGACUUUGAGAUGGAGAACUUCACCAGCCAGUCAGUCAAGCGGAGGAUAAUGUGGCAUAUCGACUACCGUGGCCACGGUGCCCUGCCUGACCUGGAGCGGGCUGUCACCGAGCUGACGGGCAUCCAGCGGGACGUGCAGGCCAUCCUACCCCUAGCCAUGGACACAGAGAUCAUCAACACAGCCAUCCUGACUGGCCGGACGGUGGCCAUCCCUGUCAAGGUCAUUGCCAUCGAGGUGACUGGCCUUGUCCUAGAUGUCUCUGCCCUGGUGGAAUGCGAAUCUGACAAUGAGGACAUCAUCAAGGUAUCCAGCAGCUGUGACUACGUGUUUGUUAGCGGAAAGGAGUCUCGCGGUUCCAUGAACGCCAGGGUCACCUUCCGCUAUGACGUCCUCAAUGCCCCCCUGGAAAUGACAGUCUGGGUGCCCAAGCUGCCCCUGCACAUUGAGCUCUCGGAUGCCCGCCUCAGCCAAGUGAAGGGCUGGAGGGUACCUAUCCUUCCUGACCGGAGAUCAGCCCGGGAGAGCGAGGACGAGGACGAGGACGAGGGACGACGGCAGAGCGCGAGCCGUGGCUGCACUCUGCAGUACCAGCACGCCACCCUGCAGGUUUUCACCCAGUUCCACACGACGUCGGCGGAGGGCACCGACCAGGUGGUCACCAUGCUGGGCCCAGACUGGCUGGUGGAGGUCACCGACCUGGUCAGCGACUUCAUGCGGGUGGGUGACCCCCGAGUGGCACGCAUGGUAGACAGCAGCACGCUGGCCGGGCUGCAGCCAGGCACCACCCCCUUCAAGGUGGUUUCCCCCCUGACGGAGUCCGUGCUUGGGGAGACACUGCUGACAGUGACAGAGGACAAGGUCAGCAUCACACAGCUGCAGGCCCAGGUGGUGGCCAGCCUCGCCCUCUCCCUGCGGCCCAGCCCCGGUAGCAGCCACACCAUCCUGGCCACCACAGCCGCCCAGCAGACCCUCAGCUUCCUCAAGCAGGAAGCCCUCCUGAGCCUCUGGCUCUCCUACAGCGACGGUACCACGGCCCCACUCUCCCUCUACAGCCCGCAGGACUAUGGGCUGCUGGUGAGCAGUCUGGACAAGCGCGUGGCCACAGUGACCCAGGACCGGGCCUUCCCACUGGUGGUGGCUGAGGCCGAGGGGGCCGGGGAGCUGCUCCGCGCGGAGCUCACCAUCGCUGAGAGCUGCCAGAAAACCAAGCGCAAGAGUGUGCUGGCCACGACCCCUGUAGGCCUGCGGGUGCACUUUGGGCGGGAAGAGGGGGACCCCACCUACGACUACCCCGGCCCCAGCCAGCCAGGGCCCGGCGGGGGCGAGGACGAGGCCCAGGGAGCUGGCCCACCGGGCACUGCCGGAUCCCCACCCGAGGCCGUGGGCCCGGGCACGGCCAGCCCGGUGGUGCCACCCACAGAAGAUUUCCUGCCACUGCCCACCGGCUUCCUGCAGAUGCCGAGGGGGCUGACGGACCUGGAGAUCGGCAUGUACGCGCUGCUGGGCGUCUUCUGCCUCGCCAUCCUGGUCUUCCUCAUCAACUGCAUCGUCUUUGUGCUGCGCUACCGGCACAAGCGCAUCCCGCCCGAGGGCCAGACCAGCAUGGACCACUCUCACCACUGGGUGUUCCUGGGCAACGGGCAGCCGCUGCGGGGGCAGGGGGAGCUGUCGCCACCCGCCAGCAACCCGCUAGAGGCCGUGCCCGCCUGCUGCCACGGCGACCACCACAGCAGCGGCAGCUCACAGAGCAGCGUCCAGAGCCAGGUGCACGGGCGGGGCGACGGCUCCUCGGGCGGCUCGGCCCGGGACCAGGCCGAAGACCCCGCCAGCUCUCCCACCUCCAAGCGCAAGCGGGUCAAGUUCACCACCUUCACGGCGCUGCCCUCGGAGGGGCUGGCCUACGACUCAGUGCCCGCCGGCGAGGAGGACGAGGAGGACGAAGAGGCCCUGGGAUGGGGCUGCCCAGAGGCGGCGGGCACCGCGCGGCCCACUCCGCCCCCUGACCUGCACAAUUACAGGCGCAGAGUCAAAGAGAUGGCAUAG